AGCCAGAAGACGGUAGAGUACAUAUGGAAAACUAGAAAUGACAAGUUGUUUAAAGGUAUAAAUAGAGAUCCACUGGAACUAGUCAGGUAUGCAGAAAGUGAGUGUCAAGCUUGGUACAACACAAGAGACACUGAACCGGUUCGCCACAGGUACAAACUACUAAAGGAACACAAGCUUUAAGCUUGGGUGAUAUUUGUAUGGUGGAUGGUUCAUGGACCUCUACAGCUCAAUUCAGUGGACUGGGAUGGGUUUGGAAGAAUACAAUGGGGAAGAUACAACUCAUGGGAUCAAGGAACUUGCAGAGGAGGGAGACAGCGCUACACUCGGAACUGGAAGCGCUACAGUGGGCGAUGGAUAGCAUGAUACAACAUUCGUCCUGCUAGAGAUUUGGGACAGACUGCAAAGACUUGAUUGCAAUGCUAGAACAGCCACAAGAUUGGCCCAACUUCUCAACAGAGCUGGAAAUCAUUCAAACUUUUCGGUUGAGUUUUUCGGACUUCAAGAUCAGCUACUUCCCAAGGAUGCAGAAUGAGAUUGCGGAUUCGCUAGGUAAGAAUGCACGCUCUUUUCAUAGAUCGUUAUGUUUUAUUGGUUGUUCUAUUUCGAUCUGGCUCCCCAGACCAUCUCAAGUUUGAGUAAUAAAAUAGCUAUUUGCCGUAAAAAAAAAAAAAUAGUCUUCUCAAGUUGUCUACAUAAGUACGGCAUUCAGAAGCAUGUUAUAAAACGACCCGUCCCAGACCAAAUUAAAAAGAUGUUGACCAGACCAAACAAAAUAUAAGAACUAUUUACUGGGAGUAUUUUAAAAAGUUUUUAACAAUAGAAAAAAAGGAAAAAUAGUAAAUAGAAGGAAAAUAAUCUAUAACUAUAAAUAUUUAAUUUUUCAAAAAGUAAGUUUAUGAUUAAUUAAUAAAAUAAUAUUAAGAUAUUAUAUUUUAUUAGUGGAAAAUUUUUGUGCAUCUCGUGCACACGGGUCCCACCAUAGAACCAAAAAUUUAAAAAGACACAAGAACAAUACAUGCACGUACCAAAUAUUCAACCGAAGAAAAAGGAGCAAGGCCCGCGAGCUUUAGCACUGGAUCGGAUUUGUUUUUCCUUCUCGAUCAUAUCGAAAAGAAGAUAGAUAACCAGAUGAUAGUAUUUACCUUUCUUUUCAAUUCAAACUCAGACUUAUUUCCGACAAAUCUUUAUCUGUAAUUCAUCUCCCAUCGCAAACAUCCAAUUCCCCGACGACAAACAUCAUGCAGGCUGAUAGGAGAGACAGGUGUACUCAUGUUCUCUUCUUAGCAUAUCAGAGUUUUGGGCUAGCAUUUGGAGAUUUGAGUAUCUCCCCUCUCUAUGUGUAUAAAUGUGCUUUCUAUGGAGGAUUGCGUCAUUACGAAACAGAAGAUACGAUGUUUGGAGCGUUUUCUUUAAUAUUUUGGACCAUAACUCUCCUCUCACUUAUCAAAUACAUGGUUUUUGUUUUAAGAGCAGACGACAAUGGUGAAGGAGGGAUUUUUGCGUUGUAUGCUUUGCUGUGCAGACACACGAGGUUUUCUUUGCUUCUGAAUCAGCAAGCUGCUGAUGAGGAGAUAUCUACUUACUAUGGCCCUGGAGAUGCAAACAGAAGUUUACCUUCUUCUGAUUUCAAAAGGCUUAUAGAACAUAAUAAAAGAUCUAAAACAGCUUUGCUUCUCUUAGUCUUGGCUGGUACUUCAAUGGUCAUUACCAUUGGUGUCCUUACACCCGCAGUUUCGGUUUCUUCAUCCAUUGAUGGACUUGUGGCCAACACAAAUUUGAAGCACAGUAAGCAAUGUUGCAAGUUCUAUUUUGAUUUCCAGAUUUUUUUACUAUUUGUUUUUGCUUGUUCAGGUACCGUGGUUAUGAUAGCAUGCGCUCUGCUUGUUGGACUUUUUGUUUUACAGCACCGUGGAACAAACAAAGUCGCCUUCUUAUUUGCACCCAUCAUGAUUUUGUGGCUGUUUUCAAUUGCAACUGUUGGUCUGUACAAUAUUUUUAAAUGGAAUCCCAGCGUAUAUAAAGCUUUGUCUCCAUUCUAUAUCUAUAAGUUCUUUAGAGACACUGGUAAAGAAGGGUGGUUGUCUCUUGGAGGCAUUCUUUUAUGCAUCACAGGAACGGAAGCUAUCUUUGCUGAGCUUGGCCAAUUUUCAGCUAAAUCUGUAAGGUUUGCAUUCUGCUGUGUUGUUUACCCAUGUCUGGUGCUUCAGUACAUGGGUCAAGCUGCGUUCUUAUCAAAGAACUUUUCUGCUCUACCGACUAGCUUCUAUUCCUCCAUCCCAAAUCCAUUUUUCUGGCCGGUUCUAAUGAUGGCAAUGCUGGCUGCAAUGGUUGCUAGCCAAGCCGUCAUAUUUGCAACGUUCUCAAUUGUCAAACAAUGCUAUGCACUGGGAUGCUUCCCUCGUGUGAAGAUUGUUCACAAACCAAGAUGGGUCCUAGGCCAAAUCUAUAUUCCCGAGAUCAACUGGCUCCUCAUGGUCCUCACACUCACCGUCACCAUCGGUUUCCGAGACACUAGACACAUAGCUUUCGCUUUUGGACUUGCUUGCAUGAGUCUGGCGUUUGUGACGACCUGGCUGAUGCCUCUAAUCAUAAACUUUGUUUGGAAUCGUCAUCUCGUCUUCUCUAUUCUCUUCACCAUCCUAUUUGGGACCAUCGAACUCGUCUUUGUAGCAUCUUCUUGGACCAAGAUCCCACACGGGGGAUGGAUCACUAUCCUCCUUUCUCUACUCUUCACUUUCACCACAUAUGUCUGGCACUACGGAAACCGAAGAAAGUACCUAUACGACCAACACAACAAAGUCCCCAUGAAUACAAUCCUCACCCGUGGCCCGAGCCUAGGGAUCGUCAAAGUCCCUGGGAUAGGUCUAAUCUACACCGAGCUAGCAAGCGGUGUCCCAGCCACAUUCACUCACUUCCUCACCAACUUACCAGCGUUCUACCAAGUGGUUGUCUUUAUCUGCUCCAAAACCGUCCCUAUCCCUUACAUACCGCAGAAGGAACGAUACCUUAUAGGCCGCGUCGGUCCCAAAACGUACAGGAUGUACCGUUGCAUAAUCCGAACGGGAUACAAAGACGUGAACAAAGACGGAGACGACUUUGAAGACGAGCUCGUGGAUAGCAUUGCCGAGUUUAUCCAGCUGGAAUCCGAAGGCUCGGGAUCAAACAGAGACCGUUCUGCACAUGACGGUCGGCUUGCGGUUGUGAAAACCUCAAACAAGUUCGGAACAAGGCUGUCCCGGUCCAUAUCAGACGCUAACAUAGCGGGAAGCAGCAGCUCGAGGUCUCAGACGACUGUGAGUAAUAGCAAGUCGCCGGUGCUGAAGAGACUGAAAGCGGAGUACGAGCAAGAGCUUCCGAAGCUGAGCAUGAGGAGGAGAUUUCAGUUCAGACCGAUGGAUACAACGUUCAGACAGCCGCAAGUGAAGGAAGAGUUGUUUGAUUUGGUUGAGGCGAAAGAUGCUGAGGUGGCUUAUAUAGUCGGGCAUGGUCACGUGAAGGCGAAACGGAACUCAACGUAUGCAAAACAGUUGGUGAUAGAUGUGGCUUACUCCUUCUUGAGGAAGAACUGUCGUAGCCCUGCCGUGAUGUUGAAUAUUCCUCAUAUUUGCUUGAUUAAAGUAGGUAUGAAUUAUUAUUUGUAGUGUAGUGAGAAAGAGAGGAAAGAGUUCUGAUUUUAAUUGUGUUUUAAAAAAUUCUGUGGGAGUUUGUUUUUCUUAAUUUGGUUGAUAAAAGUAUUCUGUGACAAACUGACGAUCAGAAUUGAGAAUAUCACUUGUUUUCUGUUAUUAGUUAAUUUCUAGUACUCAGAGCACCAUUAUCCCAAAGAUUUCUUUAGAGCACAUUCAAUGGGAGUUCUACCCAUUGGAAAUGUUCUUAGGGUCUCUUAUUUGUUUUUUUAAUAUUUUUAAAUAGUAAUUGUGAGAUUAGAGACUUAGUUAAGAGACCGGAAUAUUUAUAUCCUCCAAUGCAGGUAUCUUAAUUAAAGGUUCUUAAAAAGAAUAUUAAACAUUUUCUUUAUUAGAAGAUAAAAUUUAUUGAUUAAAUAAAAUAUAGGAGUGGAGUUCCCGGCCCGAGGGAACAAAAUGUCCUGGCAAGGAAAAAGAAAGACAUGAAUGGUUCGUUGCCGUCUGGAUCACGCACUAGCAAACGAGGAGUGACAUUCGUUAUUCCCAUGUUCUUAUACAAAAUAUUUGGGAAUGGUGAGUUCGGAUCACAGACCAGUAAUAGCUUUCCUGGAGGAUAAAGUUCCCAGACGAAUGGGACAAUUUCGGUUUGAUAAAAGAUGGAUUGGUCGAGAUGGGUUUAUGGAAUCUAUUGGUAGAGGCUGGGAGAAACAGAGUGGUGAGAAUUCAGAUGAUUUUGUUACAAAAAUCAGUAAUUGUUGUCACGAAACCUCUAAAUGGAGAAAAGAUAACCCACCAUACGGUAAAGAGAAGAUUGGUGAACUCCAGCAGGCCUUGGAAAAGGUACAAUCAGACAAUAAUAUGACUCAAGAAGAAAAAAUUGAGGUUUCUCGGAAAUUACAUGAAGCUUAUAAAGAUGAGGAAGGUUAUUGCCAACAAAAGAGUAGGAAUAUGUGAAAUACAGCCGGAGACCUUAAUACAAAAUUUUAUCAUGCACUGACGAAGCAGCUUCGAAUGAGAAAUAGGAUUGUUGGAUUAUAUGACGAAAAUGGGCAGUGGAUAACAGAGGAUGAUGGAGUAGAAAAGGUAGCAGUUGAUUAUUUUGACGAUCUAUUUGGUACUACUUCCCCUGCAGAUUUUGAUAGUUUUUAGAAGAGAUCCCUACUUCUAUCGAUGAACAGAUGAAUCAACAACUGAUAAAACUGGCGACAGAAGAGGAAGUGCGUCAUGCUCUUUUCCUGAUGCAUCCGGAAAAAGCCUCGAGUCCAGAUAGAAUGACAGUACUUUGUUACCAACAAUCUUGGCACAUUAUCAAGAAGGAUCUCCUGGAUAUGGUUAAUAAUUUUUUACUCACAGGAAAGCUAGACACAAGGUUAAAUAUUACAAAUAUUUGUUUGAUCCCGAAAACUGAGAGGCCUACAAGAAUGACGGAGAUGAGGCCGAUUAGUCUUUGUAAUAUGGGCUAUAAGAUCAUCUCAAAGGUUUUAUGUCGACGGUUAAAGGGCUGUCUUCCAAAGCCUAUUUCGGAAACACAAUCGGCUUUUGUCCCAGAGAGACUAAUAUCGAAUAAUAUUCUUAAUGCUCAGGAAAUGUUCCACGGGUUGAGGGCUAAUAAAUAUUGCCAUAACAAGUUUAUGGCUAUUAAUACAAACAUGAGCAAAGCGUAUGAUAGGUUGGAGUGGGCUUUUAUUCAAGCUUUACUUCAUAAAAUGGGAUUUGAUCCCCAGUGGAUUCAGCUGAUGAUGGAAUAUAUUUCCUCGGUGCAAUACAGAAUUCUGAUAAAAGGACAUCCACGAGGGAAUAUUUUUCCAGAGAGAGGUUUACGACAAGAGGAUCAUCUUUCUCCAUAUUUAUUUAUUAUGUGUACGGAGGCGCUAAUUGCGAAUAUAAAUAAGGCAGAGAGGCUGAAACAGUAAACAAGAAUGAAGGUUGCACGGGCUUGUCCAUCGGUAUCACAUUUGCUAUUUGCAGAUGAUAGUUUAUUUUUUUGUAAGGCAAAGAAGGAAGAAUGCGAAACAAUCCUCCGAAUACUGAAAGAAUAUAAGGCAGCAUCGGGUCAAAUGAUAAAUUUUCAAAAGUCUACAAUUCAAUUUGGCUUUAAGAUUGAGGAAACACUUCGACAGAAGCUUCGGGACAUAUACGGUAUUCAGAAUCUAGGAGGUAUGGGCUCAUAUCUAGGUCUGCCUGAAAGUUGGGUGGAUCAAAGAUUCAAGUGUUCGGUUUUGUGCAGGAACGUCUUCAGAAAAGAGUAAAUGGGUGGAAUUUUAACUUUUUCUCUAAAGGAGGAAAAGAAGUGGUUAUAAAAUCGGUGGUUACUGCUCUCCCAAAUCAUGUCAUGUCUUGUUAUCGAAUUCCAAAAGAAGUUAUUUCAAAAUUGACAAGUGCAAUGACACAAUUUUGGUGGAGCCCAUGGGGAAGUGUACGAGGCAUGCAUUGAAAAUCUUGGGACAAAAUUUGUAUUGAUAAAGAUGAAGGAGGUUUGGGAUUUAAAGAUCUAUCGGAUUUCAAUACUGCUAUGUUGGGGAAAUAAUUUUGGCGUUUUAUUGAGAAACCUAAAUCAUUACUUUCUCGUGUUUUCAAAGGACGGUAUUUCAGGAAUGCUUCACCCCUGGAACCAAUUCGUUCAUACUCUCCGUCCUAUGGAUGGCGCAGUGUAUCUGCAAGAUCUCUGGUUAGCAAAGGACUAAUCAAAAAGGUGGGAUCAGGAUCAUCCAUUUUAGUAUGGAAUGAUCCUUGGCUCCAAACCACUCACCCGAAACCAGCAAACAGUAAUCAACAAAAUCUCUACCCACAUCUCACAGUGGAUUCUCUCAUUAAUUCAACAUCACACACGUGGAAUUCCCAGGUUAUUUGGUCAUUGGUAGAACCAGAAGAUGCAAAGAUCAUGGAACAUAUUCCUUUAAGUAAGCAUCGUUUGGUUGAUCAAGAUGGAUGGCAUUUUACCAUUAAUGAAAAAUUUACGGUAAAAUCAAGAUAUCAGGUGGAACGAGUAUACCCAUUUAGAGAGAAAUCAUUGUCGUUCAUUGGACCAAUGGUUAACUCUUUAAAAGCAUACUCUUGGAAAAUACGCUGCCCACCAAAAAUGAAACAUUUUCUUUGGCAGUAAGUAUCAGGCUGUAUAUCAGCAAAGAAAAAUUGGCGGAGUAGGGGUAUGCAUGAUACCACUCAAAUUACCCUAAGGAGUGAUUUAUACUCUCUCAAAUAAGAGGUCGAGUUGUAGUACUUAGGGAUCGAAUUCACAGGGAGUUAAGGAACAUAAGAAAUCUAAUAUGAUUUGUUAAGCUAGAUGGUUUUAGAGAUUUAAAUGUAAAUUGCAGUUUUAUAUUGAACAAGUGUUUGUUCAAUUGAUUGGUUGAGGUUGUGGUGUUUAAAAAGGAAAUAGCUAGACAUAGGUUGAAAUCACCCCUAUUUCCAUAAGAAUUUCUGUUUCCACCUUGGUUUCCAGAACCUUGGAAUCCAGUUCCACCAAUGAAGUUUACUUCUUCUUAUUCCUCUGCUCUAUCCUCUGUGUCUACAGCUUCUGCAUUUUCAACCAAGCAGACCUGUUUCCUAAGAAGCUUGUGAACACUAUCCAGCUUUGCUUUCACCUCAUCCAUCUGAUCAUUCCCAAGGAUGGUGGCAGACUUUUUCCUCUCAAAAUCAGUGUUCUUGGUGCUGUUGCUAGAUGCUAGGUUUUCGAUGACCUUCACUACCUCUUCUGGAUUCCUUGUGUUGAAGUUCCCAUUGCUGGAAGCAUCAAGAGCCAACUGGUACUGCACCGCGAUGCCUCUGUAAAAAAGUAUUGAGCCGUUGUACUUCAUUGAAUCCAUGGUGUGGAUAGUCUCUCUGAUAAGACUUGAAUCUGAUCCAAGAGCCUCUGAAUGAUUCUGCAGGCCCCUGAGAGAAGGUAGCGAUCUUGCUCCUCAAGUCUUCAGCACAUGCUUCAUCAAAGAAAUUGCAUAAAAAUGCAUUCUUGAUGUCGCGCAAGGAUGUGAGAGAUCCUGGUGGUAGCUGCUUAAGCCAAUGCGAAGCUUCCAGCAAGAGAGAACUUGAAGAGCUUGCAUAUGAGACAAUCCUCAGGGACUCCCUUGACUUUAAUAGCAGAUAUCAGAUCCUCGAAUCUCUUCAGAUGAUCCAUAGGAUGCUCGUGAGACAAUCCAUGGUAGGGUAUUUAUCCCACGAGUGUGUAGUACUGUGCCUUCAACUCGAAAUCCCUCUAAAUAGUGGGAGGACGAAUGGCUGAUAUGUUGGUGUAGAACUGAUCUGGAGGUUGUAGUCAGCCAACGUCUUCGGUCGCGCAGCCUCAUCUACAUGUAGAGUAGUUCCUGUAGCAUUAGCAUCAGACUCAGGGAUUGCAGCCCCCUGAGCAUCUAUCCUCUGACCUGCUGCAUUACGCAGAUGACCCUCCUGGGCAUGCAGGUCACCAUUAUUAUCUCGUGCAAGUAUCAAAGUCGCAACCAUGUCUCGCGGUUCAGUAUCAAUCGAUGUAUGGGAUGAAGUAUCGAUCAAUGUCCGAUGGACGAUGUCGGUCGAUGGAAGAUGAGUGUCUUCGGCCGAUGGUGGUGAGCGAGUAUCGGUCGACGGGUCUAGUUUCUGGAUCGACGAUGGUUGAACGAAAUCGAGCGACGAACAGGUGUUGUUGUCGAUCGAUGAGGAGCGCGCUUCUUUGCGGAUUGAACGCUCCAAACUUGCAAAAUCUGGUGAGAAUAGUAGUUGGGUUUCUUUGUUGCUUCUAGUACUACUGGGCAUAUACCUAAAAAUCUAAGAAAAAAAUUUGUGUCAGAAACUUAAAAAAAAUUAGAUCGAAUAGGCGAUCAAAGCUCCCCGACAACGGCGCAAAAUUUGAUACCACUCAAAUUAAAGGAUUGAUUUAUACUCUCUCAAAGAAGAGGUCGAGUUGUAGUACUUAGGGAUCGAAUUCACAGGGAGCUAGGGAACCUUAGAAAUCUAAUAUGAUUUGUUAAGCUAGAUGGUUUUAGAGAUUUAAAUGUAAAUUGCAAUUUUAUAUUGAACAAGUGUUUGUUCAAUUGAUUGGCUGAGGUUUUGAUGCUUAAAAAGGAAAUAGCUAGGCUUAGAGUUUUUGUUCAGGAAACUUGAGAUUAUAAUCCAACAGAUGCCUAAUGAGUUGCAUGCAUGAUAAUGUAAAGCUCAACUACUUAGUCAACAAGUCUAUCAGCUUUCGCAUGUUUAGACUUGUCUAUUAACUAGAUCUUGAUCUCAACUAUCGUAUGUCGAUCAAUUAGAAAGUGUUGAUCGAUGAUCCUAUAGGGAUAUCGAUCGAUUCACCUUUCGCUCCGCCGAUCGAUUAUUCAAUAAUGAUAUCGAUCGACGUUUAAUCGUUAUGCGCGGGUUAAAUGAUAGCUUACUAAGCUUACUAGAUCAGCUCUCGCCUUACUCAUACCAAGAAACUUAGCUCAGUUAGAAUGUUUUUCAGGAUGAGAAUGAAGCUCUCGCUUUUAUCUAUCAAUCAUAGGGCAAGUUCUAGGUAGCUAAUCUAGAGACAUGCAUUAAUGAACAAUCCUAAUGACAAUUACCACAACUCAGCAAUCUAUAGUUGGGGCUAAUCCCUUCUAAUCUAUUUAAACCCUAAAAUCUAACAAUGGAACUUGUCAGACACGGCUAGGCAAUUCAUAACAACAGUUAGGUAAGAAAACUUUAUUAGAAUAGUAAAUAGAUAUUAAUGGAGUUCCAAUCACAAAUUAUAACUUUGGAUCUUCUCUCCAAUCUAUCAAAAGCGUAGAAAACCUUGCUGAGAAAAUAAUAAAACAAGAAAAGCACAUUUUGCCUUUAACAUGGUGGCAAAGCUUAUAUAAUUAGGUUAAAAAUCGUCAGGGGUAAUCUUGUAAAUUGGUCAAGACUUGGGCUUCAAGUCGGCUGGACCAAACGGGCUUUCUGCACGCUUCGCUGUCGAUUCAUGUCAAGAUAUGAACAUCGAUCGAUUAUUCAUCUUCAAUAUCGACCAAUGCUUGAUGGUCAUCUCGGGUGCUUGCUCCAAAUAUCUCCAAAAUGCUCCAAAAUCAUCACUAUCUCCAAAUCACUCCUGAUCUUAUAAAUAUAAUAAAUAGACUCUAUAAUAUAACAAUUAUUAGUAAAAACACCUAUAAACCAUGGAUGAAAAUGGGUCAAAUCCAUGGUCUAUCAAUGCACGGCGAUAUUCAAUGUGUAAGAUGUGGAUCUAGCGAGGAAUCGAUCAAUCAUGUGUUUUUUGAAUGUCCCCCGGCGGUUCAAGUGUGGGCUCUCUCUAAAGUUCCAUCGAAUCCACUUACCUUCCCUUCUCCGGCACUGUUCACAAAUUUAGAUUAUCUAUAUUGGAGGGCGUCCCCGUACAUGGAUGAUCAUCAGUUUGCUUGGAUUUUAUGGUAUAUUUGGAAGGGACGAAAUAAUAAAUUUUUUAGUAAUAUUGAUGUUGAUCCUCGCGACACUUUGAAACUAGCAGAGACUGACUCUCUACUAUGGGCAGAUGCUCAAGCCUUCGUCAAGGAUGGAGCACCCAAUGUGCAACAAAUGGAAGCAACAAAUUUACCUUUAAUACCGGGUCGUUGGUGUUUCACGGAUGGAUCAUGGAAAGCGCAAGAUUUGUUUUCGGGAUAGGGCUGGUAUAGCACUCUACCGGGUUUCGAGGGACUGAUGGGAGCUAGGAACACAAGAGCAAGUCUCUCGCCUCUACACUCGGAGAUGGAAACCCUCAUAUGAGAAAUGGAAAGCAUGAGGAACUUACGUCAAUAUCAUGUUACUUUUGCGACGGAUUGUAUCCAAUUGGUGAAGAUGAUUUCAUCACCAGAGGAUUGGCUGGCAUUUGCGAAUUAUUUGGACGACAUCAAGAUCCUUCAAGAAAGUUUUACUCACUCAGAGAUCAUUCAUAUCACCCGGAUGCUGAAUACAAAGGCGGACAGUCUGGCACAGAGUGCCAGGAAACAAACGUCUUUCGUUGUUCAUAUGGAUGCAGAGUUACUAGUUUGGUUUGCAAAGUCUUUAUAGAGUUUGUUUAAAAUGAUGUAAAAAAAACAUAGUAAAAGAUAACAUUUUAAACAUAGAUUUUUAACUAAAAACAUAAAAAUAAAGAUUAGUAAAAUAAACAAAAAUAAUUUGAAAGAAGCAUCCGAGCUCAGUUGUUGUCUUCAUCAAGUCCAAAUUUACGCCAUAUAUGUUCAACCAAAUCAUCUUUCAGUUGUUGAUGCAUUUGCCUAUCACUAAUUCUUGUUCGAACACCCAUCUCAUAUAGGCGAUAUUUGUAGG
Messenger RNA from Brassica rapa (field mustard), 10838 nucleotides. Its product is annotated as potassium transporter 3. The record is from RefSeq and is a predicted model, not a curated record. Gene Ontology annotation, cellular component: membrane. NCBI's taxonomy places the organism in Eukaryota, Viridiplantae, Streptophyta, Magnoliopsida, Brassicales, Brassicaceae. Gene Ontology annotation, biological process: potassium ion transmembrane transport. Gene Ontology annotation, molecular function: potassium ion transmembrane transporter activity.